GUGCCUUAUAUUCAUAUUUUUGUCUAUUUGUUCCUACGGUAGAUUGUUCCAAGAGCUUACGAUUCUCACUAUUACGUAAUAUUUACCUUAUUUACUUAUGUCUACCGAAUUCAUCCAAACUAGAGCCUAGAGGUUCCAUGGUGAAGUGUAUGACGACCAUAGCGGACACGGGCAGAUUAAUGUGUGGAAGGACAUGGCUGACAGAGCAGUAUCAUGGCAUGACAUCACUGUUGAUGUUGGCUGGGGAAAGCUUCAUGGACUUCAUAACAAAGAGGGAUGUCAGUGUCUCCAGUACACAUGAGUGAGAUUGAAAAUGAACAGUCACAAGAUCCACAGGGCGAAGAAAGUAAGAUUGAUCUCUUAAGUCCUACCAAACGUCACCAAAGGAUAGUGGAAGAUGCUUGGGAAUGGGAAGAAAUAGAGAUUGACAUAGGAUGGGGAACUUUGCGAGGGAAAGCAAGAGGUUCAGGACCAAGGUACCUCUUAGGACUUCACGGAUGGCUUGACAAUGCCAACACAUUCGACCUCAUCGCUCCAUUUUUUCCCAAGGACAUGAGAAUUGUCUCCCUUGACCUCCCUGGUCAUGGCCGCUCUGAUCAUUUCCCCCCUGGUUUUAUCUAUGAUCCUAGAGGGUAUUUAGGUGCUGUGAAGAAGGCAGUGAUCUCCCUUGGCUGGAAUCACUUUACUCUCCUUGGACACAGUAUGGGGGCAGUAGUUGGGAUAAUGUACACAUCAGUCUUCCCAGAAGACAUAGAGGCAUUCAUUUGUCUUGAUAUGAUAAAACCUUGGUCAUAUCCACCUGAAAAACUUGCCUCUCGGUAUAAAAAAUCCUUUCUUCAGUAUUUUGAUAAUGAAAAGAAUGCUACGCAACCUGCAUUGGUAUAUGAUGAGGAAGAACUUGUUAGGAAGACAAUGGAAGGAAGUAAAUCUCUUGAUGACCGAGGUGCAAGAAUACUCCUGCAGAGAGGUGCAAGGAGGGCUGAAAAUGGCAAAGGAUUGAUUCUUACACGGGACCUUCGAGCCAAAGUGUAUUUCGUUGGCUUCAUCAGCUCUGAGAUGUGGAUGGGGUUUGCAAAAUCAAUUACAUGUCCUCUUCUUCUUAUCAAGGCAACAGAGAGUGAUUACCAUCAUGACUCACCAGAGCUGAUUAAAGCUAUGUUAUCUGCAUUUAAGCAAGACUGCAAAUAUUUUUGUUUUCAUGAGAUGCCAGGUAAACAUCACAUUCACCUUACACAUCCCACACCAGUUGGAGAACUUAUUUUGGAUUUCUUGGAUGAAUGCAAAUCGUUUCGUCAAAGUGGUGCGAUUGAUUAUGUAGGUUAAGUUUUUCUAAGUUGUAGAAGUGUCAAAGCACACUUACUGGAGGUUGCAAUUUUUUAAUUUGGUUGUGAGUGAAAUGACAUGAUUUAAUACAGAUUAUAUUUCCUCUUAUUGUCACUCAUUCUAUGACACUAACUCUCUUCUUUGAUUUCCAUGAUGCAUCAAGUAUUGCCAGGGAUUGAAUUGUAAAAAGUUAACAAGUGGUAUGCUCAGAUUUGAAUCAUUUGAUAUCCAAAUUAUGAAAGGCAAUCCCAUGAAAAAAAAAUAGCAUGUAGUCCUAGAUCCACAUACCUUGUCAAUGACACCAGUUAUCCACUUUGCAUGUACAGUACCAUAACCUUUAGCCAUAUUCCUAACUCUCACCCUAUCAUUUACCU
Molecule: messenger RNA, 1697 nt
Organism: Homarus americanus (American lobster)
Lineage: Eukaryota; Metazoa; Arthropoda; Malacostraca; Decapoda; Nephropidae
Product: probable serine hydrolase
Exons: 5
Coding region: 277-1323 (348 amino acids)
Source: RefSeq, a predicted model, not a curated record